Messenger RNA from Arachis duranensis, 437 nucleotides. Its product is annotated as protein SOB FIVE-LIKE 4. Gene Ontology annotation, biological process: cytokinin biosynthetic process. The transcript has a single exon. NCBI's taxonomy places the organism in Eukaryota, Viridiplantae, Streptophyta, Magnoliopsida, Fabales, Fabaceae. The record is from RefSeq and is a predicted model, not a curated record. The coding region runs from base 19 to 345 and encodes 108 amino acids.
CAUCAUCAUCAUCCGGAGAUGGAUCCACAUCAGCAUGAGAUGAAGGGAGAUGCAUCAGAAGAAGAAUGUUACAGCAGCAGUGAAUCUGGAUGGACCAUGUACAUAGGGUCCCCCAUGGAUGAUGACCAUGAUGAUGAUGAUGAUGAUGAUGAUGAUUCCAUGGCUUCUGAUGCUUCAUCUGCUCCAACUCAUUAUUAUCCACUUCAAGAAGCUCAAGAGGAACAACAACAACAUGAUCUCAAUGAUGAUGAUGAGAACAACCAUUGCUUAGUCAGCAAAGCAAAGAAGAAACCAGUAGAACAAGAAGAAGAAAAGAAGAAGAAAAGGGAGGAAGAGGAGAAUUAAGAAGACCAAAUCUACUAAUGCUACCGUAGUUCAGGUGAGAAAAGGGAAAUAGAUUAUGCCUAAUUUCACCUUAAUUAUCUUGGUUUAAUCUC